This is a messenger RNA of Sinocyclocheilus grahami, 3087 nucleotides long. Its product is annotated as mitogen-activated protein kinase kinase kinase 14-like. Gene Ontology annotation, molecular function: protein kinase activity; ATP binding. Bases 115 to 2652 code for a protein of 845 amino acids. Gene Ontology annotation, biological process: protein phosphorylation; canonical NF-kappaB signal transduction. The transcript has 16 exons. The record is from RefSeq and is a predicted model, not a curated record. Lineage: Eukaryota; Metazoa; Chordata; Actinopteri; Cypriniformes; Cyprinidae.
UAGGAUUUGACACGCAUCCUUCGUCUUCCUGUCUCAAAGCGACCAGAAGAGCUCGACAACGUCCGACACAAGACACAUUCUCCUGGCUUAUUCAAAACUGUUAAGAAUUUCAGGAUGCCGCGAAUCUUGAACUCCACUGUCCCGUUCUCCCACAUGGCCCAAAGGGACAUCAAAGCUCUCAACUGCCCCAGCUCGGGCCCAGCCUCUCGCACAGAGAGCAAAGGAGGAGAGCGGCACAAAACAAAUCAGAUUAACAUCUGGACAGCCGUGUAUUGUGGAACUGCCGACCAUGAGUGGACACAGAGAACCGAGAAACAGUCCAUUAUUGCACAGGCAGAGUGUGAGUCCCAGGAUUCACAGGAGUUCUGCCCCAAUGGCAGCAUCUCCUCCCAGUCGCUUCUUGGAACCAUCUCUCGCAGUCGGCCCAGAAAGAAACGACAUAAGAAACAUCGGCGAAAGCGGGGCGAGAAGGACAGCCGAGUGAGUGAGUCCGUGGGAGUCACUGGAGUGCCAGAACAGGACAGCGGCGAGUGCCUUUCUUCAUCUCUCAUUCAGGUUAGAGAUCCAGUGUGCAUCAGCAGCAGCAACAACAGUAGUACUACAUACAGCAGCAGUGGCCUCAGCACAGAGAGGGUGUCUGUGCAGGAAACAGAGGGCCCGUCAUACUCUUAUCCGUGGGAGUCCCGGCGGACCUCCUUACCCAGACUCACCUGCUGCCAGAGCUACGGCCAAGAGAGCGAGGAGCUGAAUUCUCCCCUGAGAAGUGAGACUGAAUGCCCUCUGGCUGUUACAGCCCUGAGGAACUUUGUAACAAGCGAAGAUCGCUGCUUUGCAUACGGCUUUGUCAAAGAUGUGCUGAGAGAGGAGAGGGAGAGAGAUGAGGACGAGAGAGAGGAGAGCGACAAGAAUGAAGGGAUCCUGUUCAAAGAGGGGCUACAACCAGUACAUUAUGAGUACAGAGAGGGACGGGAAUAUGAACGCUGUAGAUUUCUCAAGCAGGGCUCCUUCGGAGAGGUCUACAGCAUCAAAGACAAAGGCACCGGCUUCAUGUGUGCCGCCAAAAAGGUGCCGUUGGUGAGUUUCAGCAGUGAGGAGGUGGGCUCGUGGAGUGCCCUGCAGUCUCCUCAGGUGGUGGAACUCUUUGGAGUGGUGCGUGAAGGUCCUUCCAUCAUCCUCUUCAUGGACCUUAAAUCCAGUUCUCUAGGACAGCUGGUGGAGGAACGAGGCCGCCUGCCAGAGGAUCUGUCCCUGCACUACCUUCAGCAAGUAUUGGGGGCGCUAAACUACCUGCAUAGGAAGCGCAUCCUUCAUCUAGACAUCAAAGCGGAUAAUAUCUUGCUGUCAGAAGAUGGGAAAGAUGUAUUCCUGUGUGACUUUGGCUACUCAGAGAGAUUGGACAAACAAGGGCUUAGUUAUUGUAAGAGUCUGAAAGGCACAGAAACUCAUAUGGCACCCGAGGUGGUGCUCAAUGAGCCACGCUCUUCAAAAGCAGACAUCUGGAGCAGCUGCUGUGUGCUUCUGCACAUGCUGAACGGCUGUCAUCCGUGGACCCGCUACUAUUCCCGCCCACUAUACCUCAAGAUAGCAGAAGAGCCUCCGCCAGUGAGGGAAAUCCCACGUGACUGCAGCUCCAAUACAGCAGAUGUCAUAAGAUCAGGACUGCAGAAAGAUCCAAACAAACGAGCCUCUGCCAAAGAACUCUUUGUUAAAACUGCUAAAGCACUUAAAGAAGUGGGGGGACUUCACAGCUCCGCGAGAGGAGGAACCUAUCAGAAGCCACUGGGGAAGCCAGAGAAUCCAGACUCCGCCCAUUCGGCCACACCCACCACAUCCCACCACACCACGUCCUCUGAUAACUCUGAGCAGCAGUGGAUGAGCUCAGAGCACAAGAGGAGAGCAGGUGAUGAGGAACGUCAUGACAAGCCAGACAAGGUAAAACAGUGGAAACGGACAGAGGAGACAAGAAACGAUGACCACUCUCCUCCGAAGUCACUUCUCCACAUUCAAAGCACUUCACCUGAGCCACAGAUCAUCAGUAAGACCGAGCCAGAACCAACAGUGCCGGAAAAAGAGCUGUGGAAAGAUUUCUACGUGAGCAGUCUUUCCCAUCCUCAUUCUGCUGAGCUGCAGGAGCAGUGGCUCUCUUGUCUCAGUAGUGACUGCUUUUCCCCUAGAGAGUACUGGGACAAGAAGGAUUCAGGGCGUUGGUCAGUCGGUCCUGGUGAUGACCUUAGCUCAGGCGUGUUUUCUUACAACAGCCAACAAGAUGGCCAGAGCUUCAGCAGGGACUGGCUCGCCCCCAAACAUCAACCCCCGCCCCGCUGCUUUGACGGGGUGGAUGUUUAUAUUAGGGACUUUGACGGGAAAUGCUUUCACAUUCGGGAGACGCCCGGGGUGAAAGUAGGCCAUGUUGCAAGAGGAAUCAGCGAUCAGAUCUCAGAGAACGUGUUCAGUCUGCAAACAGAGGAUGGUUGCUUGGUGCCCCUUGACAAAGAGGUCCUAGAGAACAGCCUGUUUUUGCGCUGCGUCCCGGCCCCUGACUCCAGCCACUAUCAUCAGUAUGGACACAACCCCUGCUGCACCCUCGGCCCCGACUGCAAACUGCCAUGGAGCUGGAGGAUCAGAGAGGGGGUGCUGGAGACUAGAGACUGAUCUCUCCAUCUCCAUCUGUUUCUGUCAAGCUUUCUGAUCCAGUCAAAGUACCUGUGCAUUGAAUUAGUAUUCGUGAAUCUCAUUUGGGCCUCUCGUCGGCCAAACUUUUGAGCCAUUGUCAUAUUAUUGAUUUACAUUCUCAGUAUUUAGUUGUUUUAACUAUGUAGGUCUUUUGUUGCGCUGUGUUGCGAAGAUCAUCGUGAGCCUUCAAAGAGUCAUUUCAUGAUUAAUGGCAAGUUAGUCGAUCGAGUAUAUGCCUUAAACCUUGAGCUCUUAUGAGUUAGUUUUCUAUGUCAGUACGGUUUACCUGUGGGACAUUAAGAUGUACAUCAAAAUUUGAAAUAAUCACCGAUCUCCUUUCUAAGAACUGUAUUUUCGAGCCUUUCAAUAAAAAUACUUCUUUUUUUCCCCCGCAGUUGUCCCAAUUGUCUGUGA